Messenger RNA from Fomitopsis serialis, 1171 nucleotides. RefSeq lists its product as uncharacterized. The transcript has 4 exons. NCBI's taxonomy places the organism in Eukaryota, Fungi, Basidiomycota, Agaricomycetes, Polyporales, Fomitopsidaceae. The record is from RefSeq and is a predicted model, not a curated record. Bases 413 to 697 code for a protein of 94 amino acids.
UGUUGGAUGAUAGUAUUCAAGAGGUGCGUGCAAUAUGCAUCCUGUAUGCUUGCUGAUUGGUUCACGAUCUUCGCGCGACAGCGCUACGUCGCCCCGUAAAUCAGGGGCGUACAUACCAUAUGCAAGAAGUCAGUAGGCGAGUACGGAGUUGGGCUCACGGCUCGCUGAUGUUGAUUUCUGGGGUGCUUCGCUCAUCAUGGGCAACGUAACGUUCCAAGGUUGUAUGCACGCUGUAAUGUGCGUACUAAUAGUGAGCUUGGAGUUUGCUGGUUCAACUGGAGUGCUCCUAUCAAUGGCAAAUUGAGUGCAGAGGGCGAUAUCAUCAGGUGGGCCUGUGUAUGGAGGUGAAACUGUGCCUCCCUUCCCGUCCUGCGUCUUUGAUUCGGACUACAUCAGCGCCCGCGCACCAAUCAUGCCGGGACGGAACCGCCGGCCGUACUUCUACGCUGAAGCAGGAGAGCUGCUGCAAAACGGUGAGCAUCGACAUUGCAUUGCGAUGCACGUGAGGACGGGGUCCUCUCCCAACCAGGCGCACAGCAAGGCAGCGGAGGCUGGGCUGCUUUCCGUGGCAGGGCAGCCGACGUUCCAUGCGGAUUCCGGGGUACGGUUCAAUGCCUCCGGACAGCCUUCCGGGUCGGGCGGUGGACAUGACGAACACACGCCUGUGGACGUCCCUCCGUCGUAUUCGGAAAGUUGAAGGGGCGGCUCGAUAUUUGCAUUAUCUAUGUUUGCUUUAUCCGGCAUCAUUGCAUUCUUGAACGGUCUCUGUGCCGUGUCCUCGCUUGAUACCUUAUUGCGCCUGUACUUCGAGUCAGGCGUGGGUUCGAGCGAGUGCGAAAGUACAGCGACCUCGUUUCGGAUCCAUUCAGGUACCUUAUCACUUGUAGUCUAUUCUCAAUCGAGCUGCUCAAGACGUACUGGGGCGCAUCGUCAGACAGUUGAACUGAGUCGUCAUCCCCGCGACUGCUGCCUCACCCGAGUGUACUGCAUUCUUCAACUGGCGCUCUACCGCCGGGCGUAUCCCACGCGAUACAAAGUCGAACCAUUGCCGAUACUCCCGCCCGAAUAGCCCUAUAUGGGACUGCGUAUGAAUGUCGGGCGCACAGCCGAAGUGACGGCGCCCGCUGCAGUUCGGGCCUCCAUAUAGGGUGCUCGGAGGGAGUGCCUCCGG